UCGGAUAACCGGAGGCCACCUCUGUCUGUGGGGCCGUAGAGACACGGGGGGCGACGCAGUAUCGAGGCGGUGAGCCCGCAGUUCCGCGCGGAGAUGCUGAAUAUGUGGAAAGUCAGAGAGCUGGUGGACAAAGCCACCAAUGUGGUGAUGAACUAUUCAGAGAUUGAGUCCAAGGUGAGAGAAGCCACUAAUGACGACCCCUGGGGACCCUCUGGACAACUAAUGGGAGAAAUAGCCAAAUCUACCUUCAUGUACGAGCAGUUCCCGGAGGUGAUGAACAUGUUAUGGACAAGGAUGCUGAAAGACAACAAGAAGAACUGGAGACGAGUGUACAAGGCAUUACUGCUGCUGGCCUACCUGAUUAGGAAUGGGUCGGAAAGAGUCGUAACCAGUGCCAGAGAACACAUUUACGACCUGCGAUCUCUAGAAAACUACCACCUCAUCGAUGAGAAUGGUAAAGAUCAGGGCAUCAAUGUUCGUCAGAAGGUGAAGGAGAUGGUGGAGUUCAUCCAGGAUGAUGACAGACUGAGAGAGGAGAGGAAGAAAGCCAAGAAGAACAAAGACAAAUACAUCGGAGUCUCUUCUGACAGUAUGGGAGGAGGAGGAGGAGGAGGAGUAAACUCUAAUGAGCUGGAUCGGAGUAAGUGGGAUGAGGACUGGGAUAAGAGCAGAGGAGCUUUCCCCUUUAGCGAGAAGCUCGGAGAGAUCAGUGACAAAAUAGGCAGCACCAUCGACGACACACUCAACAAGUUCAGGAAGAAGGAACGAGACGACUCCCCCGACAGGAUCAGUGACAAUGAGGAGGACCGAGCGUCAAGAAACGGUAGACAGGACACUCUUGAGUUCAAAGAUGAGGAGGAAACUGUCACGACAAAGAGCAUCCAGAUCACACAAGCGACAGAAACCACAACCACCACCACACGGAAACGCAGCGGAGCGACAAGCAACAAGACUCUGGACCUGGGUGCUGCUGCCCACUACACUGGAGACGGGAGCCCUGAGGAGAAGUCUUCAGUCAGGCAGUCCUCCAGUAGCGGUUUAGCUGACCUGUUGGUGAUCGACCCCUCAGCCAAUCAGAGCACUGCGACAGGUGGUAAUCCAGACCUCAUUGGUGGCUUUGCUGACUUCUCCUCUCCUGCGGCCUCUGCCAGCCUGCCAACCUCCACCGCUGCUGCAUCAUCCAAUGGAAAUGGAGAAUUUGGAGACUGGAACGCCUUCUCAAAUCCACCUGCUUCAUCUAGCUCUGGUCCCUCGCAGCCCACCACAGACCUCUUUGGCAGCGCCCCAUCACCUUCAGCUCCAGCGUCUAAUCCUGCUUCCAUCCCACCUUCUGCUGAGCUCUUUGACCUGAUGGGUGGGGUCAACCAUCAACUAACCAAUCCGCAUACAACACUGAGUGCCUCUCAGAGUAUGACUUUCUCCCUGGGAGGAGCGACGCCAGGAGCACCUGUUGCUAUGACCACCAUGCCCCUUUCUCGCUCUCAACAGAGUUUGGGAGGCAUGACGUCUCAGCAGCCCAUAGGACAACAGCAGAAGGUCGGAGGUCAGGGAUCAUUAGGGUCGACAUGGUCCGACCCCUCUGUCAACAUCAGCCUGGACUUCCUAUCAGCAGGCCUCAACCCCACCAAGUCACCACCCACACUCAACAAUAUCAUCCAGCAACAAGGAGUGCCUCCCGUCAACUUGUUGGCCCAGAACUUCGGAGGACUGAACCUCAGCUCCCCGCCCCAUGUGACACCCAUCAGACCACCAGCCAAUCCCAUGAUGGCUGGUAAUACCAUGAUGAUGGGCAUGCCUACGUCAGUGGCAACUGGCAUGCCGGCUUCAAUGACAACGGGUAUGCCACCUUCGAUGACCACAGGGACCAUGGGAAUGGGGGGACUUCCUGUAAACCAAGGCAUGAUGGGAAUGAACAUGAGCAUGAAUAUGGGCAUGGCAGCUCCCGUGAUGAUGGGUGGUAUGACUGGCAUGGGAGUGCCAGGAGUUGGUAUGGGCCUCACACACUCCAUCACUCCAGCUGUUGGUCAGCCCAAACAAGAUGCCUUCGCUAACUUUGGCAAUUUUGGGAAAUGAAGGAGUGCAAAUAAUCGUGUGAGUGUGAGUGUGCAUGACUGAAGUUUGGAGAAGGUGAAUCACAGAAGGACUGCUGUACUUGAAGACAACUUUGCAUGAAUCUUCUCUCUCUGCUUCUGCUCUUUUUGGCGAGCCAGUGAUCGUUCACCAUCUCGGUCUGUUGACGUGAUUUGGAGGCAGGGGAGAGCGCCCACUGGUACCCCUUACCCAGUGGUCACUUGAUGUGUGAAAUGAUGUCACACAGAGGGCACCCAAUGAGCAGAGAAGGUGCCAACCCACAGCCUUGAGUCAUUACUUUCCUGCGAUGAAAGAAUUUUGUUCUUUACCUGUUUUAUAUAUGAACUUCCAUACAUCCCCCCUUCGUUACAAAAAGUCUGUUAUGACACCGAGUUAAAAAUCAGUAAACUUGACUCAAAUCAAAAUGGCAUAGCUGCCUUAAUUUUGCAUUGCAGCAUGAUAUAUGUUUUAUAUCAUUUCAGUGAAAUUAAGUCGCAGAAGUUAAGCCAUUACAUUAUUCCCAGGGAGUGACUCUAUUACUUUAUCUCGCUUUUUGUGCAAACAUUUAAACAGUUACAGUAUCAGGAGUAUACAGAAUACAUUCUCCACUCCUCCAACAGAGUGCAGGAUGGGUAUAUAUGGUCAUAAUUAUUCCUCUUGAGCCAUAUUAGGGUAGAUGGAAUUGCAUAUUACAAGCUUUUUCUCUUUGUCUCCCCUCUCCUCUCUUUUCAUCGGGCUUGUAGCGGUUUAUACUAGACGGAUGCACAGUAAGACACCGAAGGGUUUGUAGAUAUGUGAAAGACAACAUGAGUGAAGCCUUGAACUUCUCAGGACAAUUGUCCCUAAAAUACUGUUUGGCUCCUUGUGUUAUGUCACUUUUUAGAUUCCUCUGUCAGAUUAAUGCCUGAUGAAAGGGUCAGUCAGUAUUGUACUCAGAAUACUAUUCACUGAUAUUUUCCUCUCUCAGAUCUAUUCUACUUUCGCAUACAGACACAGUUUACUGAAUAGCAUUACAGAAUAAUGUUUUUGAAGCUCCAAGCUAUCACUGGCAGGACACUGGCUGUGGGAAAAGAGGGGAAACAAUCACUUAUCUACAAGAUUUAACAUCACAAUCUUUGAAAUUUCUUCCGUUUUUAAAGCAUUGCCACAUAGCAGAAUUUGGGGCACAAGCCAGCAAUGCUCCUUUUAAUCACAGAGUAUUAGUUUGCAGCAAACAUUUUUCAUCUUGCAGCUAACUUAAUGAUCUGCUGGUGUAAAGGAUGCAGGUCUACACCUCACAAACUGUGGAUCAGAAAAUGACUACCGCCACAUUCAACAUGGAUCAGAUAAGUUGGAGGAAUUGAGUUGAGUUUUAAUAAAUGAUUUCUCUGGCUAGUUUAGACAAAUCGAAGGGGUUUGAGGGUCUUGAGUGAAGUGAAAAAUGAGUGAAUGAGUGUGUGUGACUUUGUGUAUGGAUAGUUUUCUUUGUUUGAUGUGCAAACACAGCUAAGCAGAGCCUUUUGUCAUUUUCUGAGGCAAUGCACUCCAAAUGACCAAAUCUUUAUUUUGUUAUUCUCAAAAAAGAUGAUUCCAUAGCUGUUAGUUUAAUAUUUUAUUAGUUCACUUGUAAGGUUAUGUUCAUAUGGGAGAGCUACUAAUAACAUUGUUUAGUUCAGAGGAAUCAUGUUUUUGUUUCUUUUUCAGUACAGCUAAUUUCAUUUGAUUGUACUCUCUAUUUUCUGUACUUCAU
Scomber scombrus (Atlantic mackerel) is the source of this 3799-nucleotide messenger RNA. Its product is annotated as clathrin interactor 1-like. Gene Ontology annotation, biological process: endocytosis. Gene Ontology annotation, molecular function: clathrin binding; phospholipid binding. The record is from RefSeq and is a predicted model, not a curated record. NCBI's taxonomy places the organism in Eukaryota, Metazoa, Chordata, Actinopteri, Scombriformes, Scombridae. The coding region runs from base 94 to 2073 and encodes 659 amino acids. Gene Ontology annotation, cellular component: endosome; plasma membrane; clathrin vesicle coat. The transcript has 13 exons.